AUGAAGAAGACCAUCGUUCUGUACCCCGGCCUCUCCGUCAGCCACUUGGUCCCCAAGAUGCAGCUCGCCGAAGCUCUGCUGGAGGAGGGCUACGCCGUCACGGUCGUCCUCGUCGACCCCAGCCUAAAACAGGACAUCGCACUGGCUGCCGUCGUCGACCACGAUCGGUCACCUUCCACGAGCUCCCACGGAUCCAGGACCCUCCCACCGUUGUCCACGACGAAAAGUUCCUCGUCAGGGUCAGCCAACCAUGAAGGAGCUCGGAGACACCCCUCCGGCCUCUCACAUCAACAGCGCCGGCCUCGACGACCCGGAGCCAGAGAAGGUUCUGCAGCACGGGAUACCGACGGCCGAGGCCUCGUCGUUAAGCUGUGGGCGCCGCAGGUGCAGGUGCUCCGCCACAGGGCAACAGGCGCGUUCGUGACACACUGUGGCUGGAAGUCGGUGCUGGAGGGGAUCACCGCAGGGGUGCCGAUGCUUUGCUGGUCGUUGUACGCGGAGCAGAAGAUGAACAAAGUUGUCAUGGUGGAGGAGGUGGGAAUCGGUGUGGAGAUGGUGGGGUGGCAGCAAGAGCUGGUCAAGGCCGAGGAGGUAGAGGCAAGGUAA
Molecule: messenger RNA, 606 nt
Organism: Miscanthus lutarioriparius
Lineage: Eukaryota; Viridiplantae; Streptophyta; Magnoliopsida; Poales; Poaceae
Source: the annotation of a GenBank genome assembly